GUAAGUGACGUGGAUUUGUUAAAGAAGAAAAAGAAUAGUUAAGACAAAGGUCAGGGUCAGUCAGGGUGGUGAAUGGUGAUUCACACUGAACUCUCAUUCUUAAGAGAGGAGAAGACGUGUGAGUUUCUGUUAGAACACUUUUGCUGUUUCAAGCUUUUGCCUUCCUUUGCAACACCCUGUACCCUUUAUUCAUCUUCAAGCUGAGGUUCUGUCAAACUCCCCUUCUCGUCUCCUCUUCCAAUUUGUUUCUUUCUUCUCUGGCCAUGAACAUGACCUUGCAACAGUUCUGUGGCAGCAGCAGCUGUUAACUCAUGGAAUUGGCUCAGCAAUUAUUCCUCUACUUCCUCAUCCCCUCCUUCAAUGGGGGUGUUUGCUGAUAUGGGUUCUCUCUCCCUCAGUCCCAAGUAUGGAGUAGUUUCAGCUGGUUCUUCUUCAAGAGAUAGUUGCCAUUGUAAGGGCUCAGAUUCCAACGAUGGGUUUGUAGAAAACAAUGCCGCCAUGGAAGACAGCUACAACAAUUUAAAUGAGGAGAACCCAAAUGUGAAUUCAAUGAAUGGGAAGGAAAUAGAUAGUGGGCAGUCAAGGCUUUGUGCCAGAGGGCAUUGGAGGCCCGCUGAAGACACUAAACUCAAGGAACUUGUUGCUCUUUAUGGCCCUCAGAACUGGAACUUAAUCGCAGAGAAGUUGGAGGGAAGAUCAGGUAAGAGUUGUAGAUUAAGAUGGUUUAACCAGUUGGAUCCAAGGAUCAACAGAAGAUCUUUCAGUGAAGAAGAAGAGGAUAGGCUAAUGGCUGCUCAUAGAUUGUACGGAAACAAAUGGGCCAUGAUUGCUAGGCUCUUUCCUGGGAGAACUGAUAAUGCUGUCAAGAACCAUUGGCAUGUUAUCAUGGCCAGGAAAUACAGAGAGCAGUCCAGUGCUUAUAGGAGAAGAAAGUUGAGCCAAAGUGUUAACAGAAGGUUGGAGGAAGGUGUUAGCUUUUACUCUGCAGAUGCAGCUACAAGAUCAGAUUCCAACUGUCUCAAUCUCUGCAAUGGUGCCUUCACCAACCCUUCUCAUCCCUUCCCAUUUGCAGUUCUCAUUGGUGGUGGUGAUGGUGGCUCAAAUGGUUUACCCCAUCUGACCAGUGGUGGAGAGGAUUCAUUUUCAAACGGUAGGGAUAUGUUUCAUCAUGGUUAUUCCUCCACCAGCAACAAUCUCCCUCAUAGUGGGUUUUCUGCACAACCAGAGCAGGUCCCUUUUGAUUUCUUCUCCGGUCCGAAUAUCCAAAACAAGCCGGGGUUCUUGAGUCAGAACAGGUCUUGUGAUAGGCCAAGCGAGGAAUCCAACUACAAUGGUUCGUGCUAUACCCAACAUCCAACGAUGAUGGCAAUGAAACAGUCAAGCUAUCAUCACCUAUAUUGUUUCUCAGGUUCCAGGACAUCAGCUUCCCAAGUUUCAGUCGCUGAAGCAUCAACAGCAUCCGUCACAGAGAACAAUGCAACCAGCCAUUUUGAGAGCAGCAGCGUUGCACCACCAUUCAUAGAUUUUCUUGGGGUUGGAGCCACUUGAAAAGGGAGAGCUGGGGAGGGAGAGACUAGUUUCUAAAGCUAAAAGCAGAGAAGGUUUCAAACUGAAAGUGUGUCAAGUGAAACUGAGCUGUCACUACCCGGACAGG
Molecule: messenger RNA, 1654 nt
Organism: Telopea speciosissima
Lineage: Eukaryota; Viridiplantae; Streptophyta; Magnoliopsida; Proteales; Proteaceae
Product: transcription factor MYB105-like
Exons: 4
Coding region: 361-1548 (395 amino acids)
Biological process (GO): regulation of DNA-templated transcription
Cellular component (GO): nucleus
Molecular function (GO): RNA polymerase II cis-regulatory region sequence-specific DNA binding; DNA-binding transcription factor activity, RNA polymerase II-specific
Source: RefSeq, a predicted model, not a curated record